Molecule: messenger RNA, 2090 nt
Organism: Arvicola amphibius (Eurasian water vole)
Lineage: Eukaryota; Metazoa; Chordata; Mammalia; Rodentia; Cricetidae
Gene: Utp6
Product: UTP6 small subunit processome component
Exons: 19
Coding region: 97-1890 (597 amino acids)
Biological process (GO): maturation of SSU-rRNA from tricistronic rRNA transcript (SSU-rRNA, 5.8S rRNA, LSU-rRNA)
Cellular component (GO): small-subunit processome; Pwp2p-containing subcomplex of 90S preribosome
Molecular function (GO): snoRNA binding; protein binding
Source: RefSeq, a predicted model, not a curated record
GCACGUUCAGUCAGUUACUAAGAGAGAGCCCGGUGACUGAGAGGUGGCCGCUGCUACGCGUCUUGGCCGCCCAGCAGCUUGUGAAGUUCCAGCCUCAUGGCGGAGAUAAUUCAGGAACGCAUAGAAGAUCGAAUCCCGGAGUUGGAACAGCUGGAGCGCAUCGGGCUCUUCAGCCACGCGGAAAUUAAGGCUAUCAUCAAAAAGGCGUCUGAUCUAGAAUACAAAAUACAGCGGAGAACCCUUAUCAAGGAAGACUUUAUCAAUUAUGUCCAAUAUGAAAUUAAUCUUUUGGAGCUGAUCCAGAGAAGAAGAGCAAGAAUUAAAUAUUCAUUUAAGAAGGAUGAGAUUGAAUAUUCUAUUGUACAUCGAGUACAAGGUGUCUUUGGUCGUGCUUCAGCAAAGUGGAAAGAUGAUGUUCAACUUUGGCUGUCCUAUAUAGUUUUUUGUAAGAAAUGGGGUACCAAAGCUCAACUUAGCAAGAUAUUCUCGGCCAUGCUUGCCAUUCAUUCAAACAAACCAGCUUUGUGGAUUAUGGCAGCCAAAUGGGAAAUGGAAGAUCGCUUGUCUUCAGAAAGUGCCAGACAGUUAUUUCUUCGGGCUCUACGAUUUCAUCCUGAGUGUCCAAAACUCUAUCAAGAAUACUUUAGGAUGGAGCUGAUGCAUGCUGAGAAACUGAGAAAGGAAAAGGAGGAAUUUGAAAAAGCUGCCAUGGAUACGGGGAGUUUUGAUCAUCCUGAAGAAAUCCUUAAGGGCGAGUUGGCACGGAUCAUUUACAAAAAUUCUGUAAGAAAGAUUAAAGGUGCAGAAUUUCAUGUGUCACUUCUUUCAAUUGCACAACUAUUUGAUUUUGCCAAAGAUCUACAAAAAGAAAUUUAUGAUGACCUUCAAGCUCUGCACACCGAUGACCCACUCACUUGGGAUUAUGUGGCACGGCGAGAAUUAGAGAUCGAGACCCAGCCAGGUGAAGAGCAGCCUGUCUCAAAGCAAGCCAAAGCCGUGGAAGUAGGCCGAAGGGAGGAAAGGUGCUGUGCGGUGUACGAAGAGGCAGUGAAGACUCUGCCUACAGAGGCCAUGUGGAAGUGUUACAUCAACUUUUGCUUGGAAAGGCUUUCUAAGAAGACCAGUAGCGUUCCCCUCAGAGGACAGAGGCUGGAAAGAACCAUGCUUGCAUUCAGGAAGGCCCACGAACUGAAGCUCCUUUCUGAAGCCCAGUACAAGCAGUGGGUUGACUUGUUGCUGAGCCAGGACCUCUUUAAAGAAGCUUUACAGGUGGCAGAAGCUGGGACUGACUUGUUCAAGGACUCUGUAACAAUGUGGCAGAUGAAGCUACAGGUGCUCAUUGGGUCAAAGAGCCCCGAUGUAGCUAUGCAUUUUGAAGAAGCCUUUGCACACCUCAAACCCCAGGCUUGUCUGCCCUUGUGGGUCUCUUGGGCCGAAUGGAGUGAAAGUGCUAAAAGCCAGGAGGACACUGACGCCGUCUUUAAGAGAGCUAUUUUAGCUGUCACAGGAGCCAGUUCAAUAACUCUGAAGGAGAAAUAUCUGGAUUGGGCUUAUCGAAGUGGUGGCUACAAAAAGGCCAGAACAGUGUUUAAAAGUUUGCAGGAAAGCCGCCCAUUUUCAGUUGAUUUUUUCAGGAAAAUGAUACAGUUUGAAAAGGAGCAGGACCCCUGCAAGAUGGCAAACCUGCGGGAAUAUUAUGAGAGGGCACUGAGAGAGUUCGGCUCUUCUGAUUCUGAUCUUUGGAUGGAUUACAUCAAAGAAGAAUUGAGCCACCCCUUCGGUAGACCUGAGAACUGUGGACAGAUCUAUUGGCGAGCCAUGAAAAUGUUACAGGGACAGUCAGCAGAGCUGUUCGUAGCUAAACAUGCCAUGCAUCAGGCUGGCCACUAGCGAAGAGUACGGCCAAUUCGGUGAAAUUGUAUUGCAAGCCCCUGGGGUGGUUUGUAAUAUGAGUCAAUGUAUGAAUUGUUGAGAAGUGGCAGGCAGGGUAGCUGAUUGAUUUUGUAACAUACUUUAAUUUGGCAUUACUCUUUGGUUCCAGAGAAGAGAACUGUUACUGCCUGUUAAAUCUAAAAUACAUGGAGAUCAUA